This is a messenger RNA of Penaeus indicus, 1697 nucleotides long. Its product is annotated as innexin inx3-like. The transcript has 5 exons. Gene Ontology annotation, molecular function: gap junction channel activity. NCBI's taxonomy places the organism in Eukaryota, Metazoa, Arthropoda, Malacostraca, Decapoda, Penaeidae. The record is from RefSeq and is a predicted model, not a curated record. Bases 167 to 1294 code for a protein of 375 amino acids. Gene Ontology annotation, cellular component: gap junction; plasma membrane. Gene Ontology annotation, biological process: phototransduction.
GCUCGAAGCUCAUAGUACCAGUUUUCAGGCUUGGCGCCGCGGAGUCGCUUCCUCUCCUCUUCAAGUGCGCAUGGUUCUCCUAACGUUAACUCAGCAAUCCUAGAUCACCGUGGCUCAUCAUUCCAGCUGAUCUUGCAACGAGUUCGAGGGAAACCUCCGCCUCAGGAUGGCGAGGCUCGGGCCGCUCUCCGCUCUCCUCGGGGCCCUCAAGUCGAGCCCCAAAGCAGACAUCCACAGCGCCAGUUUCAAGGUGCACUUCCAACUUACACCCAAGCUGAUGUUUAGUUUUCUUCUGCUGGUUAUUGCUUAUAAUCUGUUUGGUGAACCUAUAAGGUGCUUCGGCCGUGGCCUCAGUUUCUCGGAAGAGAGUCUCAACGACCUUUGCUGGGCUCGGAACAAUUUCAUAGACUUCAGCCCAAGACAUUUAGGAGGGUUUGAAGUCGCGCACCCUGGCAUUAGUAACGAUGACUUUGAAGAGAUAAAUUUACACGCUCACUCCCAGUUGGUACCGUUAGUACUGUUCUUGCAGGGCCUGGUGUUCUACAUACCGACGUGGCUCUGGAAGUGUUGCGAAGGAGGGAAGCUGCGGUCCCUCUCCGCCGGCCUCUCCGUUCCCUCUCUAGACACGGAGACGCGCCUCCAGAAAGUCCAGGCCCUCGCCAAGUACCUCCAUUCCUCGCUCCAUCAACACACCGCUUACGCCAUCUGCUACUUCGUCUGUGAGAUGUUGAACCUAGUCGUCUGUUUCUUCAACUUGUGGUUCAUGGACAUGUUUCUCGGCGGGGUGUUUUCCGGCCGCGGGCUGAGCGUCAUGGACCUCUUCCGGGACAGCGUGGAGGCGAGGGAAGCAACCGCCUUGACUUUCCCAAGAAAUUCCAAGUGCAUUUUUCACAGGUUUGGGUCUUCGGGUCAGAUAGAAAGGUAUGAUAUGGUGUGCACCCUGACCCACAGCGCCAUGUAUCUAAAGAUGUUCGCGUUCCUGUGGUUAUACUUCGUCAUCCUCUCUUGCUUGGGCGGGGCCGUGUUGCUCUCGUGCCUGCUGGUCUUUUCCUCCACCUCCGUCAAGUCCCACCUUCUGCGGAAACAGGGGAAUCUGUCCAUUGACAAUGUCGAUGCUCUUAUGGCAAAACUCCAGACUGGGGACUUCUUCCUCCUGUAUCUUCUCAGUAAAAACGUGGAUUUCCAUGUCUUCGGUCUGCUGAUGGAGGACUUCUCUGGCAGAGUUACGGGCCGCAGGAAAGCGGGGAUGGAUCCAGAGCUAGAGGGUAAGGCCACGGACAUCACUCCUGUUUAAUUUUUUCGACAGCAAAAUGCAUGUAGAGACGGGGAUACCUUUUUGGAAAAGGAAAGGCACCACCUGUUCGCCUCUUUUCGAAUUCCUCAAAGCAGAUAUUUUUGGUGGGUUUCCCUCUAUCAAAUUUAAACCUUUUCUCUCUUUUCUUUGAACUGCAAUCACCGCUAUAGUAGUUACCAUUAUUGUUGGUACGCCUUCCUCAUACCAUGUGACCCUUUUCUCGAGGGAGCGACGGGCGGAAAAUGAACCGAACAAAGCUUGAAUUUUGACCACCUUGCCUCAGCAAAUACGUUUCUAUUCGUUGGCCACGAAAGCUCAGGGUUUGCUGAUGCCGAUAUUUAGUCAUUUAGUGUCUGUGUGACACAGCAUUAUAUAAAUGAUAAUAAAGAAUGAUUAUUGAUGA